UCAUCGUCAUUGGCUGAAUACAGUGUCAGUUUGCAACGCCAUUGUGUUAGUAACGGCAAAUCUGCAGCAAUUUUGCGCGAAACGAUCAAUAAACCGCGCUAACACCCGAGGAUGUCAAAGCAUAUCGCCGGUUAACAGGUUUUUUUUCCCGAUGAGCGAGGUCGGUGCAUGUGUGAGGAAGUUAAAAACGUGGGAAAAUGCAGGAAGAGAGCGCUUCUCCCAGCGCCAGGCCUUUUGAUCCCGGCUGUCCGCUUACACGGGACACCGAGCAGAGCGGAGACAGAGCCGGCAGAGCUGCGGUGGAUUUCCCGGUAGCCGUGGUUCUGCCAGCCGGGGGCUGCGGGGAGCGAAUGGGGCUGCCAACACCAAAACAAUUCUGCCCGAUUCUUAACAGACCUCUGAUCAGCUACACCAUUCAAGCCUUUGAGAGAUUAUCAUGGAUUGGGACUAUUGUUGUUGUGGUUGCUAAGGAGAACCAUGACUUGAUGCUACAUAUUGUCCGAAAAUUCAAUCACACAAAGGUAAAAGUGGUGCAAGGGGGAACCACCAGGCACAGGUCUAUCUUCAACGGACUUCAAGUCCUCAGCAACAAUACAGACGAUGUAUUGACUACAAAGCCAAAAGUGGUCAUCAUCCAUGAUGCUGUACGGCCCUUUGUGGAAGAAAAUCUUCUGUUGAAAAUUACACUAGCUGCUAAAGAAGAAGGGGCUUCAGGAGCAAUACGUCCUUUGGUGUCUACGGUUAUAGCUACGACCUUGGAGGGCUACCUGGACCACUCUUUGGAGAGAGCAAAAUACCGAGCCAGCGAAAUGCCUCAAGGAUUUCUUUAUGACAUCAUUUUCCAGGCCUACCAGCGGUGCAGUGAAUAUGAUUUUGACUUUGGCACAGAGUGCCUGCACUUGGCCCUGCAGUACUGUGGAACAAAUGCAAAACUUAUAGAGGGACCACCAGCCCUGUGGAAAGUAACCUACAAAAGAGAUCUAGCAGCUGCGGAGGCCAUUAUUAAAGAAACUCUUGCGACGUCUGCGUGUGUCAUCACAGAAGCUGCAGCAGAAGCGGUUGAGCUGGCAGGAGCACUCCAGAAAAAUCUGGCAACCCAGAGCAUGAUGGUGAAGGACAUCAUUACAAGUGCAAAGGAAAGUAAUACAGACUACCUGUCAAAAACCCCAAACUUUCUUCAGAUAACGGUGAAUGGAUUGAACACAUCAGGGCUUCUACAAAUGGUUAAACAUUUCGAGGAGACGGGCCACGCUUGUUUAUAUCCAGUAGUUGUUGUUUGGGUUCAGCUGAACGUGACAAAGCGGUCCUUUGAUACUCAAAAGACAGACGAGUUAACAUCCUUUAGACGUCUGGCCUCUGAAAUCAAACAAGGAAAUGUUCUGCUCUACGGAAUUCGCAUUGAUCACACCGAGGUGUCAGAGCAGUGGGAGAGGUCUGUGGAGAGACUCGCUGACAUCACAGGUGCUCUCAUCAGAGAUAGAAACCCUGCUCUGAUUGGCCAGCUGCUUCAUGCUUGAAACUGUGGUACGACUGGAUGAUGCUGUACAGUAGUGGACAAAGAGAAACAACAGUUUUGAAUCUCAGGUCAAUGAAACAUUUUAGCAAAGCAGUUCAAUGCAAAAUAAAUUACAGACAACAAUCGUCUGUAUGCUCAGACAGUCAGUCAUUUUGUGCUUGGUUACUUUUUGUAAGUUAACCCAAUGGUAAAAAUGUAUUCAUCCUUAGGCCGUCCAAGAUGUAGGUGACACUUUUUUUCAGCAGAACAGUAUUGGGGUGUUCCAUUAUUGAUACAGUAUAAUGCAAGUCCUCCGAUGCCUUGUCUUUGAAGGUCUAAAAUAGACACAAAAGUACACAAAAACUUGUAAAAAGAGUGUUUAAAGUUUCAAAGCUUUAAGGUAAAUCAGUUUAUCAGUGCGUUUUGAUUGGUUAGUAAGUUUGAGCAAUGUGACCCUAACUGUGAAAUCCUGGCUAAAGUCUGAUUGUCAUCGAAGUUUGCACUCAUUUUAAUCACUGGCAUAAUUCAGUCAAUAAUAAAUAUAUCAAGGUUAUAUUUUAACAAAAUGUUCUUUACAUUAUGUAGGAUGAUAAUGAAACAGUAAAUCACAAAUAAAUGACUUUAGCUCAUUUUUCACUAGCAAGGGAUCAAUUUUAAAUGCAAAAUUUGCCUUCUCAGACAAGCACACCACAUUCUCUUUCUGAAUCCAUAAAUAUCAUAGUUAAAAAAAUGUAUUUAUUAAUAUUAUUAUCAUGGUAUACUAUAAAACGAGUGCCUUUUGAUAUCCCAUAUCAAAAUUUUAAGGAGGCAAUUGUUUAUUAAAAUGCUGAUUUAUUAAGGUCCUUCUGCUUUUUAUUUAUUUAUUUUUUGUUUUAUGGACCCUAUCCAUUCAUGAUUUUUUAUAAUACUUGUCAUACACUGAAUUUUUUUUCUUUAUUUCUGUAAAAAAACAGUAUUUUAUAUUUUAACCUUGCAGUACGUGGUCUCACAUGGAGGUUUUUUUAUGAAAUGCUGCCAUCUUGUGGAGGGCCAGGGCUUAACAUAUAGGACUGCCCGGUGGCCGGUGUGAGAGACACUCGGGCCAAUAAACAGUACUGAUCGGGCCAAUGCUUCAACCUCAGUGACUAAAAUAUAUUUUCUGCCUGUGGCCGUUUGUCUGUAUGUAUUCUUAUGCAAUGCUACCCUCAAGAUACAUUUUAAAGGGAUAGUUCACCCAAAAAUGAAAAUUUCAUUUUCAUCAUCAUCAUUUACUCACUGUCAUGUUGUUACAAACUCGUAUAAAUGUCUUUGUUUUGAUGAACACGAAGGUAGAUAUUUUGAGGAAUGUUUGUUACCAAACCAUUCGUGGACCCCAUUCACUUCCAUAGUAUUGCUUUAUCCUACUAUGUAAGUAAAUGGCGUCCAAAAAUAUAUACAGGUUUGUAACAACAUGAGAGUGGAUAAAUGAUGACAGAAUUUUCAUUUUUGGGGUGAACUAUCCCUUUAAGCGUUGCAAAAAUGAACUUCUCAGCACUGUCAUGAGGUUUCUUCUACCUUAUUGGUUGUUGUGGACACUGUUGCGUGUUAUGUCAGCCGGUAGAGCAAAGAGAUGUUAAGAUGGAGAUGCCCUAACCAGGGAUGGAAGGCCAAACCAAAAUGUAAUUUUUAACAUCUUGGAAGCAAACAUUUACUUGGGUAAAACUCAACAAAAGAAAUUAUAAAGUGUUUUGCAAUUUCCAUCAGUUUUCAGGUAAAGCAGACAAGUCAGAAGCCUUGUUCGUUGGAACAAGCAACUACCGUUAACAAAACCCUGAAGCUCAUGAAAAAAGCUGACAGCACAUAACGUGCAUGGUGUCUAAAAGGGAUAAACCUUCAUCCGGUCCACUUAACUUAAUAGUGAGACGUAUAAUGAAGAGAAUCGAGAGACAUAUCAACACUGCAUAUUAAUAACAUUGUUUUAUUAAUAUUGGUUUGUUAUCUUCCUUAAAAACAAUAUUUAUUUAAUAUAAGUUCUUUAUUUUCUGUGCACAGUUAAUCCUGAUAUACCUGAAACUUUUGAUCCUGAUGAGAGUAUUGUUAGAGUUUAUUUAAAAUUGCCAAUUUUCUUAACAAAUAAUGAACAAAUAUAUAUAUGUAUACAAUUAUAUUUGACUUUUUAAUUAUUAUUUAAAGUACAGAAACCUUUUUUUUUUUUUUGUGGGGCCAGUGAAAAUUUUGGCAGGGCAAAUAAAAACCUGAACCAAAGAAUAUUUGCAUUGAGCCCUCACUGUAAAAAAAAAUCUUUGCUGCCUUAACUUUUUUGGUUGAAUCAACUCAGAUUUACAAGUCAUGUCAACUUACUAUUGUUUAUCUUGGCCAUAGAUUAGUUAUAACUACAGAUGAGUUAUAACACUUAACAUAUAGUUGAUAAAAAGGCAACUUCAUUUUAUAAGUUGAAGCAACUCAUCUCUUGUCAAGAUACAAAAUAGUAAGUUGACCUGACUUGUAAAUCUGAGUUGAUUCAGCAAAGAUUGUUUUUACAGUGCUGAGGCGUAUGAAAUAAUGCUUUAGUUGCACUACAGUUUUCUUCUGUAGUGGUUUUAUAUUAUAACUAUUAGUUCUUAUAGUAAGGUCAUUCAUUUCACAAUAGAUUGAGUUUUGUGUAAUUGUUUAACCUAAAUUCUAAAUCGUUUAUAUUUCUAACUUUGAGUUAGUUUUAGGUACAGAACAGGCCCGUCCUUCUUAAAAUUAAUUUUUAUAUGCUAAAUUGACUGUAUGUCACUCAUUUUUAAAAAUCCAUAUAAUCACUAUGUAGUAUUGAUAUAUUAAAUGACCAAACUUCAUUAUUAAAGCUGCUUGUAUGCAUUUCCCCAUAAAGCUUUACUGUUAACGUAACGUUGUUUCACAGCCUGCUGCAAGGAGUUUCAAAUACUAUGGUCUUGCUAAAGUUAAAGAACAUAAGAGAUAUUUUCAACCCAGCAAUGGGUCAAAAAUGGACGAGCCCACUCCGCUGGGUUGUAAUUUAACCCAUGCUUGGUUGCUUCAACCCAAAAUGCUGGGUUAUUCUAACCCAUUGUUGGGUCAAAUAUACAUUUUUUUGGGUUAACUGUAACCCAGAUGCUUGGCUCGUCCCUUUCUGACCCAAUGCUGGGUUGAAAAUAACUCAGCAUUUUUUGUGUGUGUUCCUGUGCCUAAAAUUGUGUAAUGUUGCAGUAUGCACUUUAUUCAAUUAAAUACCAACUUAUCGACAGUCAUGCAACAUAUACAAUAUGUGAGUAUGCAUUGUGUAGUAUUAAUACAUUCAAAGACUUAUGUCUGUUAUGUUUGCAUCAUCAUGUUUGACCUAUAAUAACCACAAAUACUGCCAUUACCAAUUUAACCAGAGCUAAGAAUAAAUUUACCGCUUAAAAAGAGCCACCUUGCCAAUAUUUUUAUUUUUGAACUGAAUUUAGAGGCCCACUUGCUCUCAACGGGAUAACAAAAGGUCACAUGACGUGUAAGCAGCAAAUUUUUUGCAGGAGUGGAUGGAUAUCGGCCAGCCACUGAGUGCAUACAUUGGUUGUGCAAUUGUUAUUGUGGUGCAUCAUGGGAUUGAAUAAUUGCGUUGGAUAGUUCGAGAAACUUUUAAAAUAAAUGUGACCUCAAAUAUUAGUACACAAUGAUAUUGGGGGCUAUUUCAGAACAGCAUUUGACUAUUCUAGAACAUACUGUAUGUACUGAUUUUAAAGUAGGCAUAUUAAAACACAUGGGCUUGAUCUUGUAAUUUUUGUCGGUCCUUUUUGCCGGCCUAUGUAAUUUGUUGCACAUUUCAAUUCAUUUGAAAGUGAGAGUGCUGAUUUCCAGCCUUCAGCGGGAGACCGAGAGAUUGUCUCUGCGUGAAGCUGCCCGUUAUGACUGAGAUGGAUUAACCUCUCAGAUGUUAAGCAACAUCUCACGGAUGUCUCUGGAAAGACUUAAGGUGGAACGUCGGUGAUGUUGGAUCUGGUUUGCAUACUUUGUUGUGUUGAAUAUGAUUAAAUGGACAAGGGGGACCUGAUCAGAUCGAUAUCAUUACCAAGGCCAGUUAUACCAAGACCACGACUGCAAGCGAGAAAUGCGAGUAGAUAUAGUAUUGUUUCCAAGUUUAUGAAAACUAUACUGUUGAAGAUUUAAAUGAUGCCAGAGAAUGUCACCGUCAAGUUUGGAGUUUAUCUCUGUGUAGUCUUCAUCAUUUAUACAAACUCCAAAUUAUGCUUUUUUGAAGCCGGAAAUAUAAUUGGAUUUAGUUUUAGACAAAGUUCAUUUUCUCCCUCAGCUCAGAGAGUUCGUGUGAAAUGUUCUGAGAAAACCACUAACCAAAAACAUCUGCGAAAUGGUCGAGUAAGUGCUCGCCAUAUUUAUGCAUGAGAGAGGAUCAUUUCAUUUUCCUUUGGCAGAACUGCAGCAUGUAAAAUGCAUGUAGCCCUUUAAGUUCUGCUCCAUCCUUGUGUUUCAGUCAUGAAUUUCAGCUUCAUCUAUGAGUUGUUGUUUUUUUCAUUACAGAAGAACCUCUGAGGAUGUCAGCAGAAGACAAAUACCUUCCUUAUGUUUUCAGGACCUGCUUAUAAAUUUGCAUUAGGAAUUGAAACACACAUGUAUGUUUAACACUCGCAGUCUUAAAGCAUUGGAGGUUUUCUGUAGUGAUAAAUGAACUGAUGUAUUUUAUUGAUCCCAAAGGGCAAAUCAGGUGUACAACUAUAUACAAUUUAUAAUACAAGAUGAGUUAUUAAUCUGUUCCCAAGGGUUUAAUGCUGUGUUUGCACUGAAAAUGAUAUAAAAAUAUACUUAAAAUCAAGAACACAUUGCUGGGUUAUUACAACCCAUGGUUGGGUAACAACA
Messenger RNA from Paramisgurnus dabryanus, 6310 nucleotides. RefSeq names its product CDP-L-ribitol pyrophosphorylase A (gene crppa). The record is from RefSeq and is a predicted model, not a curated record. Gene Ontology annotation, molecular function: D-ribitol-5-phosphate cytidylyltransferase activity. Lineage: Eukaryota; Metazoa; Chordata; Actinopteri; Cypriniformes; Cobitidae. Gene Ontology annotation, cellular component: cytosol. Gene Ontology annotation, biological process: protein O-linked glycosylation via mannose; isoprenoid biosynthetic process.